AUUGAUAGAUCAGCAGAGUGUCUGUCGGAGAGAGAGGGACAGGGACAGAGAGAUGGACGGUCCUCCGGCGAACGAUUGCUGUUCGGUGUGCCAUGGCAGCUUCAACACUCCCUGUCAAGCCAAUUGCUCCCACUGGUUCUGCGGCAAUUGUAUUUUGCUUGUUUGGGAUCAUGGGUCCGCAAUUCAGCCAUGUAGAUGCCCCCUAUGUCGUCGUCAAAUUUCCUUGUUGGUUCCUGGAGAGGCUUCAUCAAGGCGGCGUCACGACCCUGAGGUUGCUGAGAUUCUAGGAAAGGUGGCAACAUACAAUCGCCUCUUUGGCGGGCAUACUAAUGGUCUCAUUCAGAGAAUGCAGGACCUUCCAUUUUUUCUCCGAAGGUUGUUACGAGAAAUGAUGGAUCCUCAGAGAUCUCUUCCUCUUGUUAUUAGAGCCCGUGUCUAUAUAGCAAUGAUACUAAGUGGCGUCUACGUAGUCAGCCCGGUUGACAUUAUUCCAGAAGGAAUAUUGGGAAUAGUUGGGCUCUUGGAUGAUCUCCUUAUAGUGCUUAUCUGCUUCCUGCAUGUUUCUGCCAUUUAUCGGUCGGUGCUCUAUGCCCGUCAUGGAAGUUCAUGAGCUGUCCUGUCGACUCGACAGAAGAGAGAGCAACGAUAAAGGUAAAGGAAGAGUUCAUACAUUCUCAGCAGAGAGCAGGAUUGUUGGUUUUUCUUUUUUCUCUUUCCUUUUUUGGUGGCCUUCACUAAACCUAGACAGGUUUCCUUUCUUUUUUGCCCUUUCUCGCUUCUCUCGGUUUGUUUCCGUUGCCAUGCAAUGGCAAAGCUUGCUUCAUCCCCCGUCUCUCUUAACGUAAACACACUUUUUGUAAUCAAACGUAGAUGUUUCUCUGUGGAUAAUGUUGUGUUUGUAAUAAUGUUGUGUUCAUUUUGUUUCA
This is a messenger RNA of Alnus glutinosa, 926 nucleotides long. RefSeq lists its product as uncharacterized. The record is from RefSeq and is a predicted model, not a curated record. Gene Ontology annotation, molecular function: ubiquitin protein ligase activity. The transcript is spliced from 5 exons. The coding region runs from base 53 to 610 and encodes 185 amino acids. Lineage: Eukaryota; Viridiplantae; Streptophyta; Magnoliopsida; Fagales; Betulaceae.